Molecule: messenger RNA, 428 nt
Organism: Daldinia caldariorum
Lineage: Eukaryota; Fungi; Ascomycota; Sordariomycetes; Xylariales; Hypoxylaceae
Product: protein translocase SEC6
Exons: 3
Coding region: 107-316 (69 amino acids)
Biological process (GO): post-translational protein targeting to membrane, translocation; protein targeting
Cellular component (GO): membrane; Ssh1 translocon complex
Molecular function (GO): transmembrane protein transporter activity
Source: RefSeq, a predicted model, not a curated record
CGAACAAGAUAUCUCUUGCUUUCCGUUCUACGCAUUCAUCCACAACCCAACUUAACCCAACUCAACUCAGCUCAGCUCAGCUCAACUCAACUCAACUUUAUCCACAAUGUCGGACGUUCAAGAUAUCCUCGAAAUCCCCAAGGACUUCGUCAAGGACGGCAUGCAAUUCAUGACGCGAUGCACCAAGCCUGACAAGCGCGAAUUCAUCCAAAUCAGCAAGGCCGUCGGUGUCGGUUUCUUGGUCAUGGGCGCCAUUGGCUACUUGAUAAAACUGAUCCACAUCCCCGUCAACAACAUCCUAGUGGGAGCCGCAUAAGAGACAUGGAAAAUAGGUUGUCAUGAGAAGAGAGGCACGGAGUUUGGUUGGCUACGGUGCACGACCAUGGGGAAAAAUUAUGCAUAGUGAAGACCCCCGAGAGACGGAAGAC